Molecule: messenger RNA, 1009 nt
Organism: Drosophila erecta
Lineage: Eukaryota; Metazoa; Arthropoda; Insecta; Diptera; Drosophilidae
Product: probable 18S rRNA (guanine-N(7))-methyltransferase
Exons: 4
Coding region: 148-978 (276 amino acids)
Biological process (GO): rRNA (guanine-N7)-methylation
Cellular component (GO): nucleolus
Molecular function (GO): rRNA (guanine) methyltransferase activity
Source: RefSeq, a predicted model, not a curated record
CGAAACGUUUGCCUACGUUUCGUUGUGAAUGACAAACAGAUGUUUGUUGAUUGCACGUGCGCUGAGUUUUUUUUUUUGUUUAUUAAAACGCAUCUGAAUUUCAUUGCAUAGAUAAAUUGUACAUUGCUGAUAUAUAAUACAGAGAGAAUGGCCAGAAGACCAGAGCAUUCGGCGCCGCCAGAAAUUUUCUACAACGAUGAUGAGGCCAAGAAAUAUUCCACAAACACCCGCAUCAUUGAGAUCCAAGUGGAAAUGGCCGAACGUGCCUUGGAACUAUUGGCGCUCCCGGAUGAUGAUGAGUGUCGCUUGAUUUUGGAUAUCGGCUGCGGAUCUGGACUAUCAGGAAGCGUUCUUGAGGACAGCGAACACAUGUGGAUCGGCAUAGAUAUUUCAAAGUCUAUGCUUGAUAUCGCCGUGGAACGCGAGGUAGCUGGGGAUGUGAUUCUCGGGGACAUGGGAGAGGGAAUGCCCUUUAAGCCGGGUACCUUCGACGGCGCCAUCUCGAUCUCUGCACUCCAGUGGCUCUGCAAUGCGGACAAGUCGUAUCACAAUCCGCACAAGCGCCUGCUGAAGUUCUUUACCACCUUGUUUUCCUGUCUGACACGUACCGCCCGAGCUGUCUUCCAAUUUUAUCCGGAAAACUCUGAUCAGAUCGAGAUGGUCACCUCACAAGCCAUGAAGGCAGGAUUCUACGGUGGAUUGGUUGUCGACUAUCCGAACUCCGCCAAGGCUAAAAAGUACUACCUGGUGCUCAUGACUGGAGGAUCUGCUGAGUUGCCUAAGGCUUUGGGUUCACCUGAAGAGGAACGUCGUGUUAACUACAUCAAGAAACGUGAUGCUUGCCGUGAGGCUCGUGGAAAAGCCCCUAAGAAAUCCCGUGAUUGGAUCCUAGCCAAGAAGGAGCGUCGACGUCGCCAGGGGUUGGAAACCCGUCCUGACACAAAGUACACUGCACGCAAGCGCAGCGGCAAAUUUUAAAUAAAGUUUUUAUAUUUAAUAUUACCAAGCU